CUGUCAGUCACCGAGAAACGGCUGAUCGAAGAGGGGCAGCCAGCUGGGAGGAAAUCCUCCGAAGUUCUCCCCACGCGUGACAUCGGGCGGCGGCUGCCGACACCGGUCACCCUCCAGCCCGACCCGGCACCGGCGCGGCGGCGCCCGGCCGGCAGGGGGCGCUGUGUCCCGCCGGCGGGAGGGCGGGCCGGCGGCGGCCGCGCGGGCCGCCCUGGCCCUGCCCGUUCCCCCGCGACCGCGGCGGGGGCCAUGGCGGAGCUCAACGCCCGCCUCGAGGCGCUGGAGCGGCGGCUGGAACGGGCGGAGGCGGCCCUGAGGGACUGGCCCCCCUGGACGCUGCUGCUCCCGGCGGAGCCAGUGACUUUCGAGGACAUUGCGGUGCACUUCAGCAGGCAGGAGUGGGCAAGCCUGGACGAUGGGCAGAAGGAGCUGUACAGGACCGUGAUGGAAGGCAACUACGAGAUGCUGGUGUCCCUGUACUGUGCCCUAUCCAAACCUGAACUCUUAUCUCGGAUCGAAAGAGCAGAAGAGCUGUGCACACCGGCGGAGUCAGACCUGGAAGAAGCAAACGUAUCUCUGCAGCCAGCCGUAGAGCCAAACUGCCCGAGCUGCGCGAGCAACAAUGGUCUGCUGGAGAUGACGACAAAGGAGACUUGCGAGGGGAACUGUAUGGACCCGGAGGAAAGCAGGAGCCUGGCGGUCACAGCAAACUGCAGUGCCUCACACGUCCCUCAUGAAGCCACCGCUGUCCUAGCAGAUCUCGGCCAGCCAACCCCGUCCCCUUCCUGCCCUCUCUCCAGGUGCUGUCAUGAAGCAGUGAAUCUGAACCAGUCUCCAUUGCGUCCUCCUGCAGCAGCAGAUGCCGAGGUGGGGAUCCCAGUGGAGGUACCGCAGGAGGAGGUCGCUGUGGAGAACGUGGCAGUGCCUGAAACGCCCCUGGAAGAGGGGGACGUGAAAGAUUCAGGGAAUGGUGGCCAAGGUCUGGCAGCAGACGUUCCCAAAGAACCGGGUAAGAAGGCGAUACCAGAUGUCUGCAGAGCGACGGCACAGGCAGAUCCCAGCUGCGCGGUCGCCACGCCGGGAGAGGCCAUGGAUGGCUCCUGCGCAGGCCGCACUGCAGCCUGCCAGCGAAAUUCCACCCGGGAGAAAUUCUACUCCUGCCCAGUGUGCAGGAAAAACUUUCUGCUGAAGAUCAACCUCAUCAUCCACCAGCGGAGCCACAGCAACUGGGUGCCCUACAUCUGCGUGCACUGCAACCGCAGCUUCAUGUCCAAGAAGAAAAUCCAGCAUCACCUACAGGCGCGGGCGGCCAAGGGGUUCUGCCAGUCCUUGGAGGCGGAGGAGCGCUCCAGCCGGGCCCCGUGCCCUGCCUCCCAGCCCCGACCCCCGAGCAGGGACCACGGCACGGUGUGGGGGAAGCCCAGCCCCAAGAGAUACCCGCUGUCACCUGGGAAAAUGAUGUAUACGUGCAACGAAUGCAUGGAGAGGUUCUCCAGCCAGAGCUUUCUGAUCCUGCACCAGCGACAACACACUAGCCACCAACUCAUCCUCUGUCCCUGCUGCAACAGGAGCUUUGCGUGGGUCUCUGAGUUUGUCCGCUACCACCGGUCCCACACGGGCGAGCGGCCCUACCAGUGCGGCGUGUGCCAGAAGACUUUCAAGCGGCACCACCACCUGAUCGUGCACCAGAGGAUCCACAUGCGGCAGGGGAGGCCGUACCCCUGCGGGGACCAGCUGCCCGUGCCGCCGGCACACAUUUAGGUGCGGACGCGGAGGCGUGAAGCGGGAAGCGUAGCAGAAGAGAGGGUGGGAAGCCGGGAGGUGUCCUCCCCGGGGACAGGAGACCGCCGUCGGACCUUCUCCUCCUCUCCCUCUUUGCGGAUGCGAGCGAGUCCGAUGAAGGCUGGAACACGGGCAGCGUUGCCCAGUUUCUCCCACCCUGCUGCGGGGACGGUGGGCGCCCAGCCCUGCCCGUGCAGACCCUCGGUGUGCGGGUCGCUCCUUGUUCUCGAAGCCCCGGUGGGACGGGUGGGACACCGGGAGCGGGUGCUGCUGCUGCGGCGGAGGACUCGUCCCUUUUCUGGAGAGCGCACCAAUAAGAUGCUGUAGAAAUAAGGAUGCUUCCCAUGGC
Molecule: messenger RNA, 2131 nt
Organism: Harpia harpyja (harpy eagle)
Lineage: Eukaryota; Metazoa; Chordata; Aves; Accipitriformes; Accipitridae
Product: zinc finger protein 777-like
Exons: 6
Coding region: 250-1761 (503 amino acids)
Biological process (GO): negative regulation of transcription by RNA polymerase II
Molecular function (GO): DNA-binding transcription repressor activity, RNA polymerase II-specific
Source: RefSeq, a predicted model, not a curated record